Nycticebus coucang (slow loris) is the source of this 4114-nucleotide messenger RNA. RefSeq names its product DNA methyltransferase 1 associated protein 1 (gene DMAP1). Gene Ontology annotation, cellular component: nucleus; NuA4 histone acetyltransferase complex; Swr1 complex. Gene Ontology annotation, molecular function: transcription corepressor activity. The transcript has 11 exons. The record is from RefSeq and is a predicted model, not a curated record. Bases 312 to 1718 code for a protein of 468 amino acids. Gene Ontology annotation, biological process: negative regulation of transcription by RNA polymerase II; DNA repair; chromatin remodeling. NCBI's taxonomy places the organism in Eukaryota, Metazoa, Chordata, Mammalia, Primates, Lorisidae.
CGCGGCUUUGCUGGGAUAGGGGAGCGGAAGCAGAGAACGCAACCGGGGGACCCAGGUGCGGGGGUUAGGGGCGAGGAGGCUGAUGGAUCCGUUAGGAACACUCAAGAGGCAAAACACAGCCAGAAGCUUGACUUGACCCGGACCAGCAACCUCAAACUCUUGGGCUCAAGCGAUUCUCCUCCCGGCUCUCCUGUUCGCCCCGCCCCCACUUGGGUCUGCAGGGACCCUGUCCCCUGUCCCCUGACCCGAGCCUGGUCCCUCCUCAGGCACUGACCCUUGUCCUCGGGUCGCUCCCCCAUCUCCCCGGCGCGAUGGCUACGGGCGCGGAUGUACGGGACAUUCUAGAACUCGGGGGUCCAGAAGGGGAUGCAGCUUCUGGCACCAUCAGCAAAAAGGAUAUUAUCAACCCGGACAAGAAAAAGUCCAAGAAGUCCUCUGAGACAUUGACUUUCAAGAGGCCAGAGGGCAUGCAUCGGGAGGUCUAUGCACUGCUCUACUCUGACAAGAAGGAUGCACCUCCACUGCUACCCAGUGACACUGGUCAGGGUUACCGCACAGUGAAGGCCAAGUUGGGCUCCAAGAAGGUGCGGCCCUGGAAAUGGAUGCCAUUCACCAACCCAGCCCGCAAGGAUGGAGCUAUGUUCUUCCACUGGAGACGGGCAGCGGAGGAAGGGAAGGACUACCCCUUUGCCAGGUUCAAUAAGACUGUGCAGGUGCCUGUGUACUCGGAGCAGGAGUACCAGCUCUAUCUCCAUGAUGAUGCUUGGACUAAGGCAGAAACUGAUCACCUCUUUGACCUCAGCCGCCGCUUUGACCUGCGUUUUGUAGUUAUCCACGACCGGUAUGACCACCAGCAGUUCAAGAAGCGUUCUGUGGAGGACCUGAAAGAGCGAUACUACCACAUCUGUGCUAAGCUUGCCAAUGUGCGGGCUGUGCCAGGUACAGACCUCAAGAUACCAGUAUUUGAUGCUGGACAUGAGCGACGGCGGAAGGAACAGCUAGAACGUCUGUACAACCGGACCCCAGAGCAGGUGGCAGAGGAGGAGUACCUGCUACAAGAGCUGCGCAAGAUUGAAGCACGGAAGAAGGAGCGGGAGAAACGUAGCCAAGACCUACAGAAGUUGAUUACAGCAGCAGACACCACUGCAGAGCAGCGGCGCACAGAACGCAAGGCCCCUAAGAAGAAGCUACCCCAGAAAAAGGAGGCUGAGAAACCGGCUGUUCCUGAGACUGCAGGCAUCAAGUUUCCAGAUUUCAAGUCUGCAGGUGUCACACUGCGGAGCCAGCGGAUGAAGCUGCCAAGCUCUGUGGGACAGAAGAAGAUCAAGGCCCUGGAACAGAUGCUACUGGAGCUUGGUGUGGAGCUGAGCCCAACACCAACGGAGGAGCUGGUGCACAUGUUCAAUGAGCUGCGAAGCGACCUGGUGCUGCUCUAUGAGCUAAAGCAGGCGUGUGCCAACUGUGAAUAUGAGCUGCAGAUGCUACGGCACCGUCAUGAGGCAUUGGCCCGGGCCGGCGUGCUGGGGGGCCCCACCACACCAGCAUCGGGCCCAGCCCCAGCCUCUGCUGAGCCAGCGGUGCCUGAACCUGGACUUGGCCCUGACUCCACCAAGGAAACCAUCAUUGAUGUGGUGGGCGCGCCCCUCACCCCCAAUUCGAGGAAGCGAAGGGAGUCAGCCUCCAGCUCAUCUUCUGUGAAGAAAGCCAAGAAGCCAUGAGAGGCCACACGGUGCAUGGGUGACACUAUUGUGGUUCAGUGUGGAUGUACCUUCAGGAGAAGUGGGCAUGAAGAGAGGACACCAUGUUUCCCCAGGGACUCAGGAAGCCAUGAAGUCUGGUGUGUGGCCAAACAGUGGGAAGACAGAUAGACAGAUGGGUGGGUAGUGGCGGCCAUGGCAACUCCAGACGUGACCCAUCCCCGUGGUUUAUGGGCCGAACAUGCGCCCCGCUCAGCUGAGGCCCCGUCAUUUGUCUCCCUUAGUGUGUAUGCCUGUGCUGUGGGGGUAGAGGGUGGUAGAGGGAGGGGCUGUGGCAGGAGGAGCUGGACAGUUGGUAAGAAGGGGAAUGGGACAGGAAGUGGCCUGGGAGGGGGAGGGGGAGGGCUUAUGAGGGGCUCAGUGGCUGAGAUGGCAUUGGUGGAGGGGCUAUGAUAGGGUGAUUUUCUUCCCAAAUAAACCUGGCCCUGUCAGGGCACCUCCAAUCCUUCCUGUCUCCUGCACUCUAGGGACCAUAGCUGCUGUGCAUAUUAAGAAUAAGUCCCCUCGUUAUCUGCAAUUACCCAGCGGCCACACACCUCAUUUCUUCCAGCAGAAAAGAAAAUUAGUUUUCUAUUGACUUUAUCUGGCUCCUCCCUCAUUGCUAGACAAAUCGUUCAAUCUGCUUCCCCUGGCCCAAGUGAAUGUCCUAGCCCCGACCCCCAGAACAGCAGCCAUCCAGUGGGCAGGCACAGAUUUCCUUUGUGCCUGGCCACAUGCCCCAGUCUCUGUCCUUGACCUCUCCCUACUUCAUACACUGGAUGACUUCAUCCAAAUCCUGAGCUUCAGCAACUCUAAGUUCACUAUCUCCAGCCUGGAUCUCUCCUGGGCUCCAGACCACAUACUAAGCCCCUUGAACAUCUCUUUCUAGAUAUACAAACUCAUUAUGUCCAACAAUAAACUAAUUUCCUAAUUUCCUCCCCCAGCUGUUACUGGUGUUUCCCAUCCCAAUGAACAACACCAUUUUGCACCCUAAAUGCCCAAACAAGAAACCUGAGGAGUCAGAGGGCCACCUUGCCUUCUCCCUCACUCCUCAAAUCUAAUCAAGCAGUACCUUCUGCAGAUAUUCUCUGCUUACUCUAAUCAUCUACUUCCCUUCGUUCUGCAGCCAGUCACCCAACUAGUCCAGACCCCAUCAUCUCUCUCCCUUUUUGAAUUAUAUAUACUUGGAAUAUGUCAUCAUCUCUUGCUUGGAUUACUACAACAGCCUUACUUUUUCUCCCUCUAAUCCAGUGGUUCUCAACCUUCCUAACGCCACAGCUCUUUAAUACAGUUCCUGUGAGUCGUGACCCACAAGUUGAGAACUGCUGCUCUAAUUUAUUCUCUUGUAGCCAAACUGAUCUUUCUUACACAAAUCUGAUCAUGUUCUUCCCUCUUUAAAUCUGAUCAGUGGCUCACCUUGUCCGAAGUUUAAAUUCUACCCACUUAGCUCAGUGCUGGUAGCUCAGUGAGCAGGGCACCGGCCACAUACACCAAGGCUGGGAGUUCGAGCCCAGCCCAGCCCUGCUAAACAACAAUGAGAACUGCAACCAAAAAAUACCUGGGCAUGGUGGUGGGCACAUGUAGUCCCAGCUAUUUGGGAGGCGGAAGCAAGAGAAUCCCUUAAGCCCAAGAGUUUGAGGUUGCUGUAAGCUAUGACAUCACGGCACACUACCGAGGGUGACAGUGAGACUCUGUCUCAAAAAAAUAAAUAGCUGGGUGCAGUGGCUCAUGCCUGUAAUCCCAGCACUGUGGGAGGCUGAGGCAGGAGGACUGCUUGAGCUCAGGAGUUCGAGGCUUGUCUGAGCCAGACUGAGACCCCGACUCAUGAAAAAAAUGGAAAAACCCAGCCAGGGGUCUAAGUAAGCGCCUAUAAUCCCAGCAGCUUCGGAGGCUGAGGCAGCAGGAUGCCCACAGCCCACAUCUGAGGUUGCAGUGAGCUACGACGCCAUUGCACUCUGCUCAGGACACAGGCGAGAACUCUGUUUUGACAAAAAAAAGAAAAGGAAAGAAAUUCUACACUUUAAUAUAUCUGAAAAGCUCUGCAAAAACUGAUUGCUAUUUCUGGUCUCUGCUACUCUCUACCUCCAAUCCCUCACUUCUAUCCCAAGGAACCACUAUUUUCUGAAAAUGACAAAGUGGGUUUUGGAGUCAGAGGGACCUGUUUCCAAUCCUGACUCCACCCACUGGCUGCACAGCUUGCAGCAAGUGCUUGUUUUCUCUAAACUGCAGGUUCCUCCACAAGGGGUGAUAAUGGCCUUAGCAUUAUUGUGAAGCCUGAGCAAGAUGUUGCAGCCACAUGUAUUUGCAUUUGCUGUCCUUUAUGCUUCCUGAAGAGAGAUGGCAAAGAUGCUAGUUUUCUGGUUGAGCCAAUGGUGAGA